This is a messenger RNA of Limulus polyphemus (Atlantic horseshoe crab), 5312 nucleotides long. RefSeq names its product influenza virus NS1A-binding protein homolog. NCBI's taxonomy places the organism in Eukaryota, Metazoa, Arthropoda, Merostomata, Xiphosura, Limulidae. Gene Ontology annotation, molecular function: protein binding. The coding region runs from base 202 to 2313 and encodes 703 amino acids. The record is from RefSeq and is a predicted model, not a curated record. The transcript has 12 exons.
AUACGAGUCAAUACCAGGCUAUAAAAGAGCACAUCCAUGCUGUUUUAUAGAAUAACACGUAACGAUAAAAACUAACAAGAUUGAACUGCAAAUUAUCAUCGUGGGAAAUAUAUUGAGACUGUCCUACGUUAAACGUAGAAAAUAAGUUUGCCCGGUAGGGUGGUGAAAACGUAAGGAUACAUUGUGUCGUGCUGCUCGUGCAUGUUCUUUCUUUUACGGCAUAAUACUAGGAGUAGAAGGAGAAUUUGGUUAAUCUGUGAAAAAACUUCUGGAGUUCUUGAGUUUUACAUCAUGGAAGAAAUAGGAGAUGCAGAUUCCAAACCUGGGAAGACAGAGUAUCUUGUCUUUGAAGACACUAACUAUGCUGUUCAAACAUUGUUGAACCUGAAUAAGCUGCGGAAAAACAAGCAAUUCUCUGAUGUUGUUCUGCAGGUUGAGACGGCCCAAGAUGUUCGAGAAGUAUAUUGUCAUCGAGCUGUCCUAGCCAGUGCUAGUCCUUACCUUUUUGAGCUGUUUUCUACUGAUCCUAAUGGUGGCCAAGUUUGUCAGUACAAAACCAAUGGCAGCUUUGAUAUUGAUGCUUUUGAAAUGCUUGUGGACUAUGCUUACACAGCUAGGCUUGAAAUCCCUGCAGAUAAAGUCAAAGAAGUAUAUGUAGCAGCUACAAAACUGAGGAUGACUUCAGCUGCGAGACAGUGUCAUGAUUUUCUUAUAAAACAUCUCACACCAGACAAUUGUAUAGAUGUCCGUUCCAUCCCUGGUGUUUCUGCAGACUCUGCUCCUGAAUUUAUUGCAGCAGUGGAUAACUACAUCAGACAAAACAUUGAUGAUAUUAUUCAGGAGAAAGUGUUCUUGAGUCUUCCCCAUAUACAGGUUAAACAGCUGCAGAAAAGCAGUGAAGAAAUGCAAGCAACCAAUCAUAGACACUUGUGUGAAAUGGUUUUGGACUGGAUUAAGAAAUGUUUUGAUGAGAAUGAUUUGAAAACUGGCCUUGUUUAUGAAAAAGUGCACAUGCUCUACUUGAAUGAGGAUGGGACACUUCAUGAUUGUAAUGACAUUGAAAAUGGUGAUGUUCAAGAUUCAGAUAUCAUUCAAGAUUAUAAAAAACUGUCUCGUCGUGUUUCACUUCCCAACAGAAGAUUGUCUGCUCAGAAUAUCUCCCACAAACCACGCCAGUUUCUGUACACAAAGUCCGAUUCUAGCUCUUCUCUGUCCUCGUUAUCUGAUGAUGAAGAAUAUGACUGGAGAGUAAUAGCCACCACUUCGAGAGGCAAAAACACAAUAUUAGCUCUGGUUGUGGUGUAUGGAAAUUUGAAUCUUUUGUCCGUCAAUCAGAGAUUGAACACCCCAUCUAGCAGCCCGGCGGUGUCAAGGCCAGAAUCGGUUGAGAAAACCAACAUCUAUUCUAUGAUCCCUCCUAUGUCUUCAGGACGCUGUGCAGUGGGUACAACUGAACUCCAGGGCAAGCUUUUAGUAUGUGGUGGCUACGAUAGAGGGGAGUGCCUUCGAACUGUUGAGCUUCAUGAUCCUAUAACAAACAAAUGGACCACGAUGGAGUCUUUGAAGUCUCCACGUGGCCGUUUUGAUGUAGCAGUUGUGGAUAAUGAAGUGUAUGCCAUUGGUGGAUCUGAUGGAACCAAAGAACUAAACUCGGUUGAAGUUUUUAGCCCGGUAACUUCUACUUGGAAAUGGUGUCUAUCAAUGAGUGUUUGUAGAUCAAAUGUUGGUGUCUGUAGCUUGGAUGGGAAAAUAUUUGUUGUGGGUGGGUGGAAUGGACAAAGAGGAUUGACUUGCUGUGAAGUCUUUGAUCCUAAAUCUCGGAUCUGGAUGAAUAUUGCACCUCUGUCAGUUGGCCGAUAUCAGGCUGGAGUUGGAACUAUGAAUGGCGAAGUUUAUGCCGUAGGAGGUUGUGAUUCCUGGAACUGCAUUAGUUCUGUGGAGAAGUAUGAUCCUAGUUUAAACAUCUGGACUUUGGUUUCUUCGAUGCACACGGCUCGUCGGGGAUGUGGAGUGUCUGUCUACAAUGGUAAACUAUAUGCUGUGGGAGGACACAAUGGUGUUCAUUCCCUCUCAAGCACAGAAAUCUAUGACCCACAGACCAACACCUGGAGCCCUGGGCCUAACUUAACUUGCUGUAGAGCCAAUGUUGGUGUUUGCGUUGUUGGAGAUCGACUAUAUGCUGUCGGGGGAUUUAAUGGAAAGACAUUCCUCAAUACUGUUGAAUUUUUAGAUGCUCAGACAAAUGAAUUUACAACCUUUGUUUCAAGAGAAGCUGUUACCUCAGUGAAUGAACAGAAUGGCAUGUCAGUCUGAAAUUUUGGAGAUUUCUUCAGAGGAAGAAAAGUAAAAAUUCUAAUGACAAAUGCAUUUUCAGGCUGCCCUUUUGAAUUUCUUUUUUUCUUAUUUUCAGUGAAUGAAGCAUGUCAGAAGUUGUAGCAUGAACAUUUGAUAAUAUCAACCAAUCCAGUAUAAGCAAUACUGUUAAAACAAAUUGUGUUUUUAAAGUACAAAAAUUGAGGCUUUAUAAAUGCUAGGGAGGUUUUAUUUGUGAUUUGUGUGUGUGAUUGUUUUGCUUGGCUGUACAGAACACAAUAUAUGAUCUUAGUGGUAGUGCCAUAAAGUUACUGUGUUCUCUCUUGAAUAAACAGCCACAACUGAUACAAGGAAGUUUUUGGAGUCUGAUUGGAAAGCAUCAAAAUACAAGGUUUGAAGAAAGAAAAGCCAAUACCAGUAUAUAGUCAAAAAUAGCUAUUGAUAAUACAGUAAAGAGUACCUUUAUUACAAGUAUUUUUUUGUUUUUACUAAAUUUUAGUUACCUCGUUUAAGUUACUGCAUGUACAUAUAAAGUUUAUCAAAAACAACUGAACUGAUUUAUAGCACUUGUUAUAUCCAACAGGUUAAAAAUAACCUCUAGUAUGUUAGUUUUCCAACUGUAUAUAUGCAAAAUAUUUUUAGUGUUUUUCAGUUGUUAAAAAUUGUUUACUUGUUCAGAUGAAAGUUUUUAGUAUCCAAUCCCAGUGAAUUUGGUAACAGAACAUAUAUAGUAGAAUUGAAAUAGACAAACUCAAAAUGCUGAACAAAAUUUAAAAUUUUUACAUGUACUAUGUGCAGAUUCAUAUUAACAGGCUUCAAAAUCUUAUAAAUAUCUUAGUAGUUGGCAAUACUUUGGUGUUCUAUGUGAAAAGUAUCACUAAUAUAAAAUACUUUGCUUAUAUAAUGAAAUGAUACUUGGCCUUUAUUAAUAUAAAUGCUCACUUUUUGUUAUACAAAUACAGGCAAUUAUUGGGCUUGCUUAACUGUCCACUAUUGUGUAAUUAUAUGAAUAAGUAAAGAAAGGGUUAUUUUUUCUUUAAUAUUUAAAGGUUUAAAGUUGUGAAAAUGUGUUUUAUAUCUCUACUAUAAUAGGAAUAGUAGCAUAUAGUAACUGUAGAUACUUUUUUUUUCCUAUUUGAAGCUCUUGUAUGCAGAAUAUUUUUAAAAGUUUUAGAGUAACUUAAAGCUUUCUUAUGAUUCUGCACACUAGGCAUGUUUAAGUAAAAAAUUAAUUGAUGUAUGUAACUUUGGACUUGUUACUGAUCUUUAUAUGUGAUCAAGAUGCAUUUUUCACACCUGACUGAACUAUCAAUAUAUAAGUUGAUCGGGGCAGUUUUAACUUGCAUGACAAACUAACACGGUAAGCAUAAGAACGUUAUAAAACUUAUCAUAACUGUAGAUAUGACAUACAUGUACUGUAGUUUUUUUAUUUCCAUCCCGGCAGUGAGAGUAAUUACCUUAUAUGGUGACUUUGUUAAUGUAACCAAGUUUUUUUUUUUAUUUGUAAUAAUAGUGGGCAGUAGUUAGAUAUGGAAAAUAGUUUUCUGAAGUAAAAGAAAACUUUUUAAGGCUAAACUUCUCAACGGUCAACCUCCUUGCAUAAUAUUUUUACUUCUGCACUUAAUACUUGUAUAAGAAGUUUUUAGAAAAUUUUCAUAGUGAUUUUGUUACCUUAAUAAUUUUAUUCUUGCCAUACAACAUUAAAAAAUUUUAAACAUCUUAGAUAAUUUUUAUUCUGUCUUACGAAAAACGUUUUUAUUAUGUUCCAUUUUCUUACAGGGAAAGUUCUGCCUUUUUGGAAAUAUUUUCUGACCAUUAUAUAAUAACUAAUUAUUGUAUAAGCCAUUUUUGUGGAUCCAGAAGUGAUUUUUUUUUUUACAUGUUAAGAAUUAACUAAAUUUUAAAAUCUUUUAGACUUGGUUUAGUUUUUCUACUUAUCAAAAGCUUUUGAGUGCAAGAAACACUUAACACUUUCAAAUAUGUUGGGUUUGAUUCACACCAACUUUUAUUACUAUGUACUACAGAGUAUAACUGGUCUGUGGUGCCUUACCCAAAAAGCCUGUGAAUGAGUUUCCCAGCUUAGUAAUAGGGUACCAAAAUUUCAUCUAAACUGCAUGUACACACACUGAAGAGUUCCCCUCAAGAUGUGCGUGUACACGCACUGAAGAGUUUCCCCUCAUCAUUAUUUGUAAUUUACUGUAGCUUAGAAUACAUUGAUUUUGAGAAUUUAAAAUACAUAUUGUUUGGAAUUUCUCUGAAUGUGGGAAAAACAAAACCUGUGGGGCUUUAAGUUGGGUAAAUACUGUAGGCAAUUUUUCAUUUUAUUAAAGUUUCAUUAAUUUCAGAUAUUCUAUUUUAGUUGUUUUUUUUUCAAUGCAUUUGUACAACUGUAGCAACACAGCAGUGAGUUAAUGCAGUGUAAGAAAACCCCAAUGCAAGGAUGAGAUAGUAGUGCUCACUUGGAUUUUUAGCCCACUUGGUACAGGAGAGUUUACAGGGUACAUGUUAGAUUUCACUUUCAGCCAGAUGCACCAAGUUCCAUUGUAAAAGAAGUGAAAAAAAAACCUUUAUCGAACAGAUGUGCAUUCCAAAUAAUGGGCCGUUCUUAUAAAAACUAUAAAAAAAAAACCUGGUUAUGUAUAAAAGUGACAAGUGAGGCUUACAAGUAUUUUAACAAGUUAUUUCAUUAUAUUAAUUUUUCUGCAGGUUUUUUAUUUAGCCAUUGUGUUUUAUAAAACUUUGUUUUAGCAGAUUCUAGUUAAAGACUUAACUUGUCAGGUAUUCUUUGGCCAUAUAUUCUCGGUGUUUACUUGAAGAGACAAUGUUUAUUUUUCUACUUGUAAACUUUCAUGUCUUAACACUAGCACAGAGUAGAUGAACCAUAAAAUGGAAACAGUAGCUUGAGGCUUAAGAAAAUAAAUUUUUAUAUUAACAUUGUAUAACAUGGUGUUUGAUAGUAUGUACAUACACUUGACAGUAAAGUGAUUUUGAAGAUCUUG